Rotaria sordida is the source of this 1434-nucleotide messenger RNA. Lineage: Eukaryota; Metazoa; Rotifera; Eurotatoria; Philodinida; Philodinidae. The record is from the annotation of a GenBank genome assembly.
AUGUUAACUAAUCAUCAUCAAAUCUUUUCAAUAUCAAUUAAAUUUUUACUCGAGAAGAGUUCUUUUUUUUCCUCAUUUUUAUUUGAUUCAUCAUUUGAUCAUCUUCAAUCGAUUACUUUUGAAGAUAUUCAAUCAAAUACAAUUAUUCCAAUUCUGAACAAUUUAUUUUUCUUACCAAAACUUUAUUCAUUAACAAUUAAAACAUCAAUUAUAAAAGAAGAGAUGAAUGAAAUUUAUCGAUUAAUAUUUGUUUUACCUAAAUUAAAAUAUUCUCGAAUAUGUUUAUCAAAUAAUUUUCAUUCAUUAACAUAUUCAAUGGUUGAAAAGAAUGAAUUAUGUUCAAUUGUAUAUCUUGUUCUCGAUCAUUAUUGUUCUUUAAAUGAACUUGAAUUUUUAAUAUCUUUUACACCGAAACUUCGUCGUUUAACUGCUCAUAAAAUAGAAACAAAGAAUUUCAAUGCGAAAGUAUCAUCAAUUGAAUUAAAUAAUCUCAAAUCACUUUAUUUAAAUGUAUUUCAAACAACAUUUAAUCAAUUAGAAAUAUUUCUUUCAAAAAUCAAUUCAAAUUUAAAUCUAUUAACAAUAGCUGGAUCAAAUGAUAUUGCUUAUCUUGAUGCAUAUCGAUGGGAACAUUUAAUUUUAAAUUCUUUUCCUCAAUUAGAAAAGUUUUAUUUAAUCUAUAAUGAUCAACUUAAUGAUGAAGAAAAUUCUCCAAUAUUUUCUGGAAAACAAAAUCAAUUUUCUUCAUCAUUUUGGAUUCAACGAAAAUGGUUAUUUGAAGUUGAAAUUGCUUAUACAGAUAUUCAAUAUACAAUUCGUCCAUUUAGUAAAAGAUGGUAUCAUUAUCCCAAAUAUAAUAUUGAACAUUCGACAGUUACUUGUUUAGCAUUUGAAUCUAUCCCUGAGGAUACGUUAUCCAAACAAAUUGAACAUGUUUUAAUAAUAACACAAAUUUAUUAUUUGGAAAUUCUUGAAAAGAAUAUUUCUAUUUUUCAAAUGAUUCAAGUAAUUAAUCUAUUACCUGAUUUAACAACAUUAAAAAUUCAUUCAUUAUCAACAGAUGAAACAUCGGAAUUUACUGUUGAUGAAAUUUUUAUUUUAUGUUCAAUGAAAGAAACAAGUCAAAUUACGAAAGUCUUUUUGGAAGAAAUUAAUCAUAUGAAAGAAUUAGAUUUUCUAUUUACACUUUGUCCAUAUAUGGAAUAUUUUAGAAUUGAAAAGAUGAAUUUCAUGGAUAUUCAAGCAUUUUUACGGAUUUUUUUGAAGAAAAUUAAUCGAUUUGAUAAUCAUCAUCUUCGUGCAUUAUGUUUUGAAUUUUCAACAGCAGAUGAUUUAAUUAUUCAAAAUAUUCAAGACACGAUCAACUCAGAUAAAUUACUUUCGCAUUUUACAAUCAAACGUUUACGCAAUCUUAUUUAUUUACAAUGGAAAUAA